This is a messenger RNA of Actinia tenebrosa (Australian red waratah sea anemone), 1091 nucleotides long. RefSeq lists its product as uncharacterized. Lineage: Eukaryota; Metazoa; Cnidaria; Anthozoa; Actiniaria; Actiniidae. Gene Ontology annotation, cellular component: mitochondrion. The record is from RefSeq and is a predicted model, not a curated record.
AUGACCGUCAACUCGUCCCAGUAGUAAUGGCGGUUCAGCUAAAGUGACAGAGACACAGUUUCAUUGUAGAAAUCUGUAUCUUUCUGGGAUUUGUUUUGAUUCAGUCAUGCUAAAAACAUUAACUAGGAUUCGUAAUUUACGUCAUAGUUGUAAGGUUAAUGAAUUGAGGGCUGUUGUUUGCCAUCAUAGUAGUUACAGCGGAACACGUGAUGAACAUCUCGUUAAACCAAGAUCUCUAUUAAGUAGACAAGAAGGAAUACAUGCCAAGGUAUCUUUGAGUGUACAACAAUCACCUUCACUUUUGAUACCUAACAAAGCCAAAUCACUUGUCCCCAGAAUAGCAGGAAUAACAGCUGGAAUAGAUGUGCAUCAUUACCCCUGGAUUACCAUAUCUGAUGCACAUACUAAAAACAACAUAGGAGACGAGGCAUUGAAUGGUGACAUUAUUGGCUAUGAUACCUUUGAAAUGGACUCUAAUACAAUCCACUGUAGCAGUAUCCUUAAAAAGAGAAAGCAAAAAAUGAAUAAGCACAAAUAUAAGAAAAGAAGAAAACGGGACAAGUUUAAGAGGCGUAACUUGGAAAAUAUUAAAGAAAGGAAACAGAAAGUAAGAGAAAGAGCAGAUGAAAGAGCAAAGCAAGCAGCUGGAUAAGUAGACUUGACUCUUAUUUCUAUAGUAGCAUGUUAAUCUUGCCUAUACUUAUGCUGGAAAAAAUUCAUAGAAAGAAAAAUUAAUAUGUAAUGCUAAUACUAAUACUUGUUUUCAAAGGACCAACUAAUCCAAAAGCUACUACUUAAUGAUAAUGGCUGUGUUCCUUGUCUGACACUUAAAGCUAAUUUUAGAAACUUUUAGACCUCUCCUUAUCAUGGUGUACAAGAUAUUUACUUUUUGGCCUUUGGCCUCAUGGGCUAUACCCUCCUACACAAAUGUUCUUAAAAAAAGUCUACCACCGAAUUAAUGACUGACACUUAAAGACCCAUUGCCACUUAGCGUGAUGCAUCACAAUAAUUAUUAUUUGUUUACAUUUUCAAUUGUGCCACCACCGGAAAAACAAUUCCAACCUUUUGAAUAAACUCUUAAAAGAAUGUAA